UGUGUGUUUAUGCUUUUAAAAUGAAAUAUUACCGUGCAAUACAGGAAGCAUGGUUAAUGCUGAUAAUACUCAUUCAUUUUAAAACCACUGCUCUAUGGAUAAGCAUUGUUAUCGCUUCAGUGGGAACCUGGCCCACUUUUACGAAGGUUGGUUUGUUUUGUAAAUCAAAUUGCAGGAAACAAAGAAAGAUGCAUUAUUUAAUCCAGUUUAAUUUUAAAUAUGGGCCAUUUAAGUUAACUGAUGGCUACAUCAAUAUGAUCCUACCAAAGAUCUGACCUCCUUCAAACCAGUAUGCGUGCAUGGAGGUGGGGAGAUUAAUUGGUCAUUCAAUGAUAAUGAGUCUGUGUAAUCAUUGAUUUAAAGAGUAGGUUAAAAACCUUGCACUCCCAAACAGCCCUUUGAUAAUCUCCUGUCUUGCUGUGUGCAGUGAUCUUCUACCCUACUGUCAUACAAAAUGCACCUUUUUAACUUUGAAAGGCUUCUUGUCUUGAAGGACCUGGUCACUGUGUCUGAGUGCUGCUGCUUGCUGAGCCCCUAGCUGCUGUUGCUGAGUUGCACAAAUACAUUUGUUUUUGCUAUUCAGUGUGGGUGGAGUCGCCGAACUAUAAUCAACAUCCUGGGGAAACUAGACCGGGACAACAGAGCAAGCUAAAGGUAUUGAUUAGCUGAGCCAUAUAUAGGCAUGUGGAGAUGCUCGCUGCCUACUGGCUGGCGACUUUCUGUUUUUUUUUCUCUUGCCAUGCAUGUGUCUGUCAGCAAACAAGCGGAGCCUGCCUGAGUGUCUGCAGAGCUGGGGCAGCACCCAGGGUGUUUGUACAGCAUCGCAGACUGCUCCUGCAGUUUCAUUACAAGCGCUGGGACCUACAGACAAGCGUGCUGUGCUGUGAAGCCACGGAAUGCACGAAGGGGAGCGGGGAAUACCAUUUGGAAUGCAUUAAGGAAGGCGGGGGAGUGAUGGACAAGCUAAGGAUGAGCUUGACAGAGUUGGACAACCUGCUUUUAGCUUAAUGUCGGAGUUUCUUCUUUUGAACAAGCAGAAGACGGCUUCCGCUGGGGCUGAUCGGAGGAGGAACGGGCAGCAGGAUUGUGAGGAUCUUCACUCUGGAGGCAGGGAGCGGAGUGCCUUGUGGAAAUGUGAAUAUAAUGAGUUCCUGCAGAGCUGCCCUCUACAGGGAACCCCGGAAACCUGCGGCAUCCUGCACCUUCCACCCUGCGCGCCGGUCCUCCACUAUGCACCUUAAGCCAUAUCCCAAGUUUCAGAAGAAGGACUUGCCAUUGGAGAUGAGCCAGGACAGCCUCCGUGGCCUUCACCCAAGCCAGCAGGGGGCGCUGCGGACUGAGCGACGCUCUAAUGCCUGCGUCACCCGGCAGCCCUGCUCACCGGGGGGCUUGCAUGGCAACGGCACGGGCAAGCGACGCCCCUUCGGGGUGCUGUCCACCAACACCAUGUGCAAUAGCAGCAGCAGCAGCAGCGCGGGCCCCAAACCCAGCGGGGAGUCCCUGUGCGCCCGGGCCAGGAAGAGCAGGGCGGCCUCUCUGAACUCCAUCACAGGGUCCCUGCUGCUGCUGUCCACCGCCUCCGAGAAUGACGAUUCCUUCAACAUCCACCGGGGAGACGAGGCCGAGGGGCCUCUGGACAUCUGGGCGGUCAUCAAGCCUGGGAACACCAAGGAGAAAAUCGCCAUCUUCGCUGCCCAGCGCUGCAGUGCCAGCAGCGACAGUAGCAGUGUUGUCAACAGCAGCAGUGCCGGAAAUGGCAACAGCAAUCUUAACAGCAGCAGCAUUAGCGUCAGCUUUAGCAACGGCAAUGGCAGUAACAGCAGCAGCCCCAGCAACCGGACGGUAUUGAUGAAAAUCAGGGGCAGCUGGGAGGUCGAGGGCUCCGUAGCCAAGCGCAGGAAACGAUCUGCGGACCCCGACGCUCUCAAGACCCCAGAGCAGCAGCAGCCGCCACAGCCGCAGCCCAACGGGACGAGGGAUUACGGGGCAAGGGAGGUGGGUAGACAGUCGGACAGCGUGGUGAUUGAGGGGGAGGGAGGAGAGGACGGGGAGGGGGGGAAAGCCCUGUCUGUGGUGGAGAUGGUGGCGUAUUUAGAGCAGAGGGCCAGCGAUCUGCUCACAGACUGCACCAAACACUGCCCUGUGCGCGGCUCGGGUUGCGUCGGGCAAUCGAAGGGGGGGACCGCAGUGGAGCAGCAGUCUGUUUCGGAGAGCUCAGAGGAGAGCCAGGGGGACUGCGUCAGGGUGCUGGAGAUGGUGGCCAAGCUGGAGUCGGAAUGCCUCAAGAGGCAGUGUGAGAGGGAGGCCAGCGGGGGGCUGUCCCGCAACAACAGCUUGCGCAGGAACGUGGGGAGGGUGCUACUAGCAACAGGGCAGGCUCCCCCACUCUCCAUGCAGCAGCAGCAGGAGCCAGAGUCUGACCCCCAGCAACCUCCUUACCCUCAGCAGGGUCAGAGCUGUUUGUUGGAGGAGUCUCCUGACAAAUCCAUCAGGAAGAGCCCCAAGAAAAAUGGGGUUUGCUGUGAAACGCCGGGUUCAGAAACUGCCAGUUCGGUCUUCAGGACAAGGGAGGGGAGCUCUUGCUGCGAUGGCAGCGUGGAUUUGACAGGGCCUCCGCGCUUGGAUUAUAGGUCUAAGGGCUGUUCCGAAGAGGGGGUGGAGCGGCAGGGGGAGAGGAGGAGGGGGGAGGAAGGUUGCGCUGGGGAGUCCUCCUAUGUAAUGAAGGAGGAGGACUCGGGUGUGAGAGCCGGGCUGAAGCAGGAGAGGCGAGAGGAGGAAGAGCCCCACGUCGGCCAUCGUGAGGAGCAGAUUCCCGGGAUGCUGUUUUUCAGACAGACUCCGUCCUCGACUGUACAGGACCAGCUCUCGCAGCCACCAGCAGCAGCAGCAGUGAAGAAAGAAGAGGAGGAGGAGGAGGAGAAAGCAGAAAAAGAAGAAAGUAGAGAAUUGGAGCAUUCCAUGGACUCUGCCCCACAAAGAGACUCCACCCCAGCAGAACUGCCCCCACCCCUGUCUGGGGAGGUGGUAGAGACAGACAGCGAAGGCGCGUCCCAGCAGCGAGAGACGUUCCCUCUGCGCAGGCUGGUCUCCCACGAGUUCUUGGAGAUGCGCUUCAAGAUCCAGCAGCUGCUGGAGCCCCAGCAGUACAUGGCCUUCCUUCCACACCACAUCAUGGUGCAGAUCUUCCGCUUCUUGCCCACGGAGACGCUGGCCGCGCUCAAGUGCACCUGCCGCUACUUCCAGUUCAUCAUCGAGAGCUACAACGUGCGGCCCGCCGAUUCCCGCUGGGUGUGCGACCCCCGCUACAGGGACGACCCCUGCAAGCAGUGCAAGAAGCGCUACGGCCGUGGGGAUGUGUCUCUCUGCCGCUGGCACCCCAAGCCGUACUGCCAGGCGCUGCCGUAUGGCCCCGGCUACUGGAUGUGCUGCCACGGCUCCCAGAAGGACGCGGCGGGCUGCAGCGUGGGGCUGCACGACAACCGCUGGGUCCCCGCCUUCCACAGCUUGAACAUGCCAAUCUACAAGAGAGUGCGGGGGGCUGAGGAGAACACUUCAUAGGGGCACUGAGGGUGGGAAAAGCAGGAGGAGGGAUGUUGUGGUGGUUUUUUUUGUGUGUGUGUGUGUAUGUGUGCGCGAGCGUGCGUGAUUGAGGCCAGGUUGUUUUCUGAUCAAUCUCUGGGAGAUCUGAGCGUGUUUUAUGUAAUAUUACAACAGCAUUAUUGCAUAAUUAACACGUUGAUUGCUGCUUGCUGCUACCCCAUGGUUUUUGUUCGUAAUAAAAAAAAAAUAAAAAAUGCCUCUGGCAUGCUUUAAUAAUGAAUUCAGUGGGUAGUGGCAGGACAGGGCUGGGGUGAAGCUGGGACUCCGAUGUAGCUAGCGUCGGCAUAACACACAGACACUGUGUCGAAGAUGCCAGAUGAGUGGCCUGUAUCUCCUUGUUUCAGACCAUGAGUGACGCACCUCUCCGUUUCACACACUGUUCAAUUUGGAGAUACGGAAAUUGCGGUUUCAGCAUUCUGAUCUACGAUCUACGAGCAAAGUUAUGUGUACUGUAAAAAAUAUAUUUUACUGGCUUGGCAGUCUGACACAAAGGGUGAGAGAUUUAUAUGAUAUAUUCAUAGCGUAUAGAGAAUACAUUGUCUGUUAAUUACCUUUAUUUUUAAUUUGAUAUUGACAGUUUAGAGGUGUUUUCUUUCUGUAAUUCGGAGUGGAUGGAGCCUGUCUCCUCCCUUGCGCUGUUUACAAUGUAUAUAAUAGUGAGUCCUAUCAAUUCAUACAGGGUGAGGGGCUAUGCAUGUACAGUACUUGAGAGCUCCUGCAACCCACUGUGGGUCAAGCACAGGAUUCUACCCCUGCCUUGUAAAUAUUUAAAGAAAUAAUCCAAGUUGUACAGAUAUAUGUAUAUAUAAAGUAUAGAACUGGCACAGCCACUUAACCACUACAAUGCAGCUAUGCGAGCAUUGCAGAUAUUAGUGUGUUUGGUUUUGCGUCUCUGUUUUUUCUUUUUUUAUGUUAUUCUCCUAUCUAUUAUAAUCUUUUGAUUCUGAAAAGACACCUAAAUAAUAUGGAGUUCUAAACUGUGUUCUUUUUAUUUGUGUAUGUAUGUAUGUAUGUAUGUAUGUAUGUAUGUAUGUAUGUGCGUGUGUGUAUACAUAUAAUAUGAUUACGUUACACAUGGAUACAGCUAUGGUCAAACGUUUUGCACCCCUAUAGAAUUAACACAUUUUGCUUCAUUAAGUCGAAUGAAACCUGCUGCACAAUGUUAACAUAUUGAAUUGCACACCGCUUUGUAGUUUUUCAUAUACUUUACUUUUAAUGGUCUCAAUCCUAAAAUUCUAGGUGACGCUAAACUUUUGGCCAUAGCUGUAUAUAGGUGUGUAAGCUAUGGCCAAAAGUUUAGCAUCACCUAGAAUGUAAAACUACAAAGCGGUGUGUAAUUAAAUAUGUUAACGUAACAUUAUGCAGCAGUUCAUUCAAUUUUAAAGAAGCAAAAUGUAUUAAUUCUAUAGGGGCGUGGUGUGUUCUUUUUAUUUUUAUUAUGGACAAUUUUAUUUGGGCCUUGAUCAAAGGAAAAGAAAAACACACAGAGAAAUCAAGCUAGCAGAUGAAUUUUAAAAGCAUUAUUGUAUAAUGACACAUUACGAGAAAAUACUUGUUUUGCCUGUGAGGGCGUGUUUUACUUCAAUAAAGUGUGCAUUCUUAUGCCUUGUCAGCUAUU
Acipenser ruthenus (sterlet) is the source of this 5218-nucleotide messenger RNA. RefSeq names its product F-box only protein 34-like. Bases 1144 to 3558 code for a protein of 804 amino acids. NCBI's taxonomy places the organism in Eukaryota, Metazoa, Chordata, Actinopteri, Acipenseriformes, Acipenseridae. Gene Ontology annotation, molecular function: protein binding. The record is from RefSeq and is a predicted model, not a curated record. The transcript has 3 exons.